CUAUUGGAGACUUAUAAACACUCGAUCAUUCACAGUAUCCUUCAUUGUUGUACAAGCUCCACUCACAUACAGAGCAACAGCUAUUGGCAAUAUUUACAGAUUUGUGAACGUAAACAUCCAGAUGUAUUUCUGUUAUGUUUUGCAAUAAAACGUGUCUGUGAGAAGUAAGAAAUAAGCGUGCCAUUUAUCUGGAUUAGAAUCAUAUGCUACGUGAUAAACAAGAAACGUAAAGGGAUAAACAUAUUGAGGAAAAAUAGUUAUCAUUUUUUUUGUGAAAAAUAAAGUCAUCAUUUACAAGGACAUUAAGUUAAAGGAAAACGAAAGGAGACUUGGUGUACUUACAGUGAAUAGUUCUAUUAUUUAAAUAGAUAUUCUUGAAAGCCAUAAAAACACAUUUUACAAAUUUGUGUUGCACGUCUGUCACUUGUUUCAUAUUAGUACAAUAGGUCUCACGCAGUGCAGAAUGGGAAACCACAGUAGCAAGCGCAAGUCUAGAGGACUAAAAUGUAGAUACAGGAAUCCCGAUGACGAACUCUCAGAGGACGAACAAAUUCCUGAAGACUUUGAGGGAACUACUCCAAGCUCGUAUGACAAACUUUUAGCAUGGAUGGUCGAAAUGGCCGAAAACGAUGAUGCUGACAUUAGCUCACCAGCGUUUAUUGAGCAUCUAACCACACAAUGUGCUGAAAAGGUUCAUCAAAGUACAGCCCAAUUAGCGCCUUCUACUCGUUCAAUACCAUCAAAACGUCAGAAUUCUUUAGACGUUCCAAUCCGUCAACAUUCGUUAGAUUCAAGCAAUGGCUCCCGUUACAGCAGAUCAUCAAGAUCUAGAGAGGACCUGCUACAUCCAAAAACACGAUUCAGGCGAGCAAUGCUAAGUAGACAAAGUACAGUUGAUUUUUCCGAUGAUAGUGAUUCGCCUCGGGACCCCAUGGGUGCUGGAAGUUUUGAUAGUGAUACCGAAACCAACUAUCUGAGUCCAGAAACGAUACUAAUAAAUGAUAUAGGAGAAACCUCCUUUACAAACAGAUUCAGACCCCCUUUACGGAAAAAUCAAAGUUGCACAACAUAUCGAAACUACAAUACUAGUAUUGCAGACCUGCUGAAUGUAGGUUCUCGUAAAAAGAGCAAGAGUUUAAUGACAAUGAGAAAGAUGUUGUCCGAAACAAGAAACGACGAAGAAAUUAUAACUCCAAUUACUGAGGAAACAGUAGUGAAAGUGCUAGAUGAUGAUAUCCUUGACAGAAAUAUGGCUGAUAUAUUGUAUUCCGUUGAGGCGUUAUGGCCAAAACCGCCGAAAUAUCUUAGCCAGGAACAUAAGGGCUAUAGUUUUAGCUGAUACCAAUUUUAACCUCGAUUUGCAUUGCAUGAAAUGAUAGAUGAUCAUAUACCAAUAAAUGCAUAUAGAAGGAACUGUUAAGAAUUGAAAUACAAACAUUCGCAAAUAGAUUUUCAGUUUCACACCUGUGUAGUAAACGAAACACGAUGUUAAGUGGCUGAUACUAAGUAUAGAAGAGAGCUUAAAUCAUUUUCAUUAAUUGUAUUGGAAGGCAAUAUGUAUAAUGAUUUAUUGUUAUUUUAACACGAACAAAAACUAUUUAUAAUUCAUUUUUGAAAUAUACUAAUCGAUUCAUUUGAG
Molecule: messenger RNA, 1639 nt
Organism: Ruditapes philippinarum (Manila clam)
Lineage: Eukaryota; Metazoa; Mollusca; Bivalvia; Venerida; Veneridae
Exons: 2
Coding region: 464-1339 (291 amino acids)
Source: RefSeq, a predicted model, not a curated record